UCUCCUUGGGGUGACAGCGAAGGCUGAGAGGUGGCAGGAGCCCCAUUUCAGAGGCAAUCCCCCCACGCUCAAAAAACACCCUUGAGUAAGAGCCAAAGGCACCUCACAAACCGCAACCAUGAAUGGGACAGAAGGCCAAGACUUCUACGUGCCCAUGUCCAACAAGACCGGGGUGGUGCGGAGCCCUUUCGAAUACCCCCAGUACUACCUGGCUGACCCCUGGAAGUUCUCGGCGCUGGCUGCCUACAUGUUUAUGCUGAUCCUGCUCGGCUUCCCCGUCAACUUCCUCACGCUGUAUGUCACCAUCCAGCACAAGAAGCUCCGGACGCCUCUAAACUACAUCCUUCUGAACCUGGCGGUCGCUGACCUCUUCAUGGUCUUGGGAGGCUUCACAACCACCAUGUACACUUCGAUGAACGGGUACUUUGUCUUUGGAGUAACAGGGUGCUACAUCGAAGGCUUCUGUGCUACGCUGGGUGGUGAAGUUGGUCUCUGGUCGCUGGUUGUCCUGGCUAUCGAGAGAUAUAUAGUGGUCUGCAAGCCCAUGAGCAACUUCCGCUUCGGGGAGAACCAUGCCAUCAUGGGCGUUGCCUUCUCCUGGGUCAUGGCCUUCGCGUGUGCGACUCCCCCACUGUUUGGCUGGUCCAGGUACAUCCCCGAGGGCAUGCAAUGCUCGUGUGGGAUCGACUAUUACACUCCAAAGCCAGAGAUCAACAACGAAUCCUUUGUCAUCUACAUGUUUGUGGUUCACUUCACAAUCCCGCUGACGAUCAUUUUCUUCUGCUAUGGGAACCUGGUUUGCACUGUCAAGGAGGCUGCCGCCCAGCAGCAAGAGUCUGCUACCACCCAGAAGGCAGAGAAGGAAGUGACCCGCAUGGUCAUCAUCAUGGUCAUCUCCUUCCUGAUGUGCUGGGUCCCCUACGCCAGCGUCGCUAUCUACAUCUUCACCAACCAGGGGGCGGACUUUGGGCCCAUCUUCAUGACCAUCCCGGCUUUCUUUGCCAAAAGCUCCGCCAUCUACAACCCUGUGAUUUACAUCGUAAUGAACAAACAGUUCCGUAACUGCAUGAUCACAACCCUCUGCUGCGGCAAGAACCCGCUGGGCGACGAGGACACGUCUGCUGUCAAGACAGAGACCUCGACCUCCUCCGUCUCCACCAGCCAGGUCUCUCCCGCGUAGGCCCCGCUGGAGCGGCCAGUCCUUGGGGCGUGCGUCGCCGCCCCGGGAGCACGAUGCUGCCACCACCCGCCCCCGCUUCACCACGGCCACAGCCCCGCAGGGCGGGCUCCUCUCUCCUGGCACUAGGAACCCUGGGAACAAGGCUGUAAAUGUGUACACACGUUUUGUAAUUAAAAUGCAAAGGCUUAGCUCCUCCACUGGC
Messenger RNA from Aptenodytes forsteri (emperor penguin), 1382 nucleotides. RefSeq names its product rhodopsin (gene RHO). NCBI's taxonomy places the organism in Eukaryota, Metazoa, Chordata, Aves, Sphenisciformes, Spheniscidae. Gene Ontology annotation, cellular component: photoreceptor outer segment; membrane. The transcript is spliced from 5 exons. The coding region runs from base 119 to 1180 and encodes 353 amino acids. Gene Ontology annotation, molecular function: G protein-coupled receptor activity. The record is from RefSeq and is a predicted model, not a curated record. Gene Ontology annotation, biological process: visual perception; phototransduction; G protein-coupled receptor signaling pathway.